AUGGCAUCUGAUAGUGAACUUGAUCGAAAUGCUAUUUUUGAAAAAUUUGCCUCAAUAAAACGAAUGCAUGAUGAAGUUGGUAGAAAACAAACGGAAGAUUAUCAAAAACGAUUAGAAAAAUUAAAAGAAGAAGAAUCUAAUUAUAUGGCUAAAUUAUUAUCUCAACAAAUUCCAAGUCAAUCUCAACAAGAUGUGCCUAGUCGAGUACAAAAUUCAGCACGUCGUGAUUUAUUUUUAACAUCAAAAAAUGGUAUUAAUCAAUCUGAUGCUCCAUUAUCACAACAACAACAACAUUAUCCAUUAUAUAAAUCAACAAAUCGAUCAUCAUCUCAUCAUCAAGAUUUAUAUGAUAAUGGAGAUUAUGAAUGGAAUAUUGAUGAUGAUUUUCAACCAUUAAAUAUAACCGAUAAUGAAAUACUUGAUGAACGUAUAACAAAUCGUAUAACAAAUGAUGAUGAAGCUGAAGAUUCAUAUAUUACUGCUUAUCAUCAAUUACUUCAAACUCAUCAACAACAACAACAACAACAAAUUAUGGCUCAACAAGAACAAGAAAAUAUGUUAUCAACUAUAUUUGAAGCAUCUUGUGAAGAUGCAACACCUAUGACAUCACUUGUUGAUGUACAUCAACAACGUAUACAGAUAUCUCCACCAUUACCAUCAAUUCGAAUUACUAAAGAUAAUCAUAUUAGUCAUAGUGACGAGGAAGAAGAAGAAGAAGAAGAAUACGAAGAGAAAGUUGUCCGUCCAAUAGCACCAUCAUUUUCUUCAAUUGAUGACAUCCCUGUUUCAACAAUAUUUACGAAAAACGAAAUUCAAAAUUCAUCAUUUACCAAUGAUUCUUCUUCGAAAUUAGCAUAUUCUUAUUCAACUGUUGAAGAAAAUCUUCAAUGUCCUAUGUGUCAUACUCGUUUUCAUGAUCCACGUGUAUUACCAUGUCAACAUAUAUAUUGUUGUUCAUGUCUUAAAAGAAUUAUAUCAUCAAAUAAAUCUUGUACAACAACAAUAGUUUGUUCAUUAUGUUAUCAAAGAUUUUCAUUUCAAAAUAUUGAACAAAUUCCUAAAUCAUAUAUUCAUAAUAAUUUACUUGAUUUAAUUCCAAUUAAUUAUGAUAUUAAAGGAAAUUGUUCAAAAUGUAAAAUAAAUACUUUAUUAAAUUUAUGUCCAUGUUGUGAUUAUUAUUUAUGUAAAAUAUGUUUUGAAAAUGAUCGUAAAAAUUUAUUAAUUAAUGUUAAAAAUAUUUUUCAUAUAUGUUAUAAUAAUCGUGAUCAUCUACAAAAAAUAACAUCAAUAGAAAUAAAUAAUUUAUUAUAUAAAACAAAUUUUUUAUUAAAUAAUUCUCAAAGAAUAGAAUUUAAUGAUAUUGUAUCAAUAUUUUCUGAUUUAAAUAUUAUUUAUCAACAAAUAAAUAAAUUACCAAUAACAAUAACUAAACAAACAUAUGAAAAUUCAUUAGAUAUAAAACAAAUAAAUAUUGAAUCAACAACUUAUUUACAUCAACAAGAAGAACAAAUCAUUGAUGAUGAUGAUGAUGAUGAUGAUGAUAUUAUUUAUAUAAAAACAAUUCAAUCAACAUCUACAUCAACAUUUGAUAACGAAAUAAAAGAUGAAACAUUUAAUAAUCAAAAUCAAGGAACUAAAGAAAAACGACCAUUUUUACGAAAACGUCAAGGUCUUGCUCAUUAUCAAGCACCACCAAAACGUCGUCAAAUGUGCCCAAAAACAACUGAUACUAAUAAUAAUACAAAAACUGAGUCUAUUAAACGACCAACAAGUGCUAGUAGUACAAAUAGUAAUUCACGUUCGACAACAGCAAAUCAACGAACACGUUCUAAUUCAUCAUCAGCAUCUAUGAUAUCAAAUCGACAAACAUCACGUUCAUCAUUAAAAACUAAACCAACUAAACAAAUAAAUAAUAUAAAUACAACAAAACAAACAAUUCCUAUUUCUGCUCAAAGUAAUCUAUUAGGUAAAGUUGAUUUAGAUGAUGAAGAUGAUUUAUUAACAAAAUAUCAAACAAAACAAAAACCAAUUGAAUUAAAUGAUAAUGAUAAUAAUGAUGAAUUUACAUCAACAAUGAGUAAAUUUAAUUCUAAUAUUCAAACAAUGAUUGAUUCGAAAUGGAAUGCAUAUAAAACAUCAUUUCAACAUAAUGAACAAGAACAAGUUCAUGAAGAUGAUGAUAAUGAUGAUGAUGAUUUAUAUUGUACUAAUCGACAACGUACAUCAAGUCGUAGUAAUGCUAUUCAAUCAAAAAUUUUAGUAGUUCAACCAAAAAAAGAUUUAGAUGAGUUUGAAAAACUUGAACAGUAUGCCGAAGAACAUCCAUCAAUGAUUAGUACAGCAUCUUUUGUUGAUAAAGUAGUUUUUAAUAAUGAUCAACAGUCGAAAACAGUGGAUAUUGUUUUUAAUCGUUUAAUUCAUUAUCAUAAAGAAGAUAAUAAUACUAAACAUGAAGAAACUAAUGAUUUAUCAAUAAAUACAAAUCGUAUUCGACAACGAAAAAUUAUACCAUUUAAAAGUAAAAUUGAUACUCGUAUUGAACCAAUAACAACAACAACUACCAUAGCAAGCGAUAAUGAUAAUGACGACGACGACGACGAUGAUGAUGAUGAUGAUGAAGAUCAUAAAUGGGAUGAUAUUGAAGUAGCUAAAGUCAUUCCUGUCGUUACCGAUGAAUAUAAUAGUGAUAGUGGUAUUAGUUCAUUUAAAACUGAUUUUCCUAAACAAACACAAUAUCAACAAAAAAGAGAUUCAGCACGUUCAUCAGAGUUUGGUGAUGAUCAUUCAUGGGCUGAUCGUGUUAAUGCUCCACCUCUUAAUUCAUUAAUGCUUAAUACAUUUCCAGGUUUACGACAUACAGUACCAACAUCAGUACCUGCUCCUCCGCCACCGCCUCCUCCUCCAGCACCAUCUGCAUCUGAACAUAAUCAAGAUUAUAGUCGUUUAGUACGUGAAAAAGCUAAAGAAUUAGAAAAACAAAUUGAAUUAUUUGAAAAAGAAAAUUCAAAAUUACAAUCACUUUGUAAUGAACGUAAUUUAGCUAUAAAAAAAUUAAAACAAGAUCGUGAUGAAUUUGAAAAAAUAAAACAAAAAGAAAUGGAAGAAUUUAAUCAAAUGAAAGACGAUGAAAUAAAAAAAUUAAAACAUGAAAAACGUUUAUUUGAACAACAUCGACAACAAUUACGUGAUCAUCCCGAUAAACAUGAACGAGAAGAAAUUGAAAUAUUAAAAAAACAAGUUUUAACUUUACAAGAAGAUUUAAAACAACGUGAAACACGUUGGUCAACAACAGUCAAUCGUCUAAAAGAACGUAUUGAAACAUUAGAAUAUGAAAAUGCUGAAUUAAAACAAGAAAAAGAUAUUAUUGAACGUAAACGACUUGAUCUUAUGCAUCAAUUACAAACAACUUCUAAACCACAGCAACAAUUACAUGAAGAUAUAUCAUCAUUAUCAACAACAGCAAGAAAAUCACUUGUUGAACUUCAACAAAUUAAACCACGUCCAAAAAGUACUGGUCCAACAACAUCAAAAACUCAAUCAUUACCAAAAACUAUGGUUGUUAGAAAUUCUGAACCACCAAUUAAACCAAAAGUAACAUCAAAUGGACGACGAACACCAACAACUGUUAUUGGUGUCAAUGGAAUUAAAAAUAAUAUUGAUACAUCAAGAAAAUUAUCAACAUUACCAACAACAAAACGUCCAACAUCAAUCAAUGAAUUAACAGGAACAAUCGAAUCAGUACCAAUACCAACAAUUAUUGAACCACCAAUUGUUAUAUCAGAAAGAGCUGAUUCAGGAAAUGGUGGAAGUGAUGAAGAUAGUCAUCGAUAUGAUCGAAAAAUUAAUGAACGUUUAUCACCGCGACUUGAUCGAAAUAGUAAUCCAACAAUCUAUGAUCAUAUUCAUACACAGAUUUCAUCAAAAGAUGGUUUUAUUCGAGAAGAGUUUUUAGCACCUCUUCAAAGUUUACCGGAAGACAAAAAAUAUGAAGUAACAUUUAAUGAUUUAACUACAAGAGAAGACUGUGGAAUGCGAGAUCAAGCUAUUGAGACUAUCGAUCAGGCAAUAUCGAAAUGUAAACUAAUUAAUUCCCAAAUUCGUACAGAAUCACGUGUUCUAAAUAAAUAUACUUUGAAUAGGAAAUACCAAGAUAUUAGCAUUAGUAUACUCCAGAUUAAUUCAAAAAUAAUAAAAGAGUUUAUCAAUCCUGAUAUUGAAAUUCAUGAAGCCACAAAAGAGGAAGCUAUGGUGCUAUUGAAAGAUAAUAGUUCAUUUUUUCAUUGUCAUUUAUUGCAGAACUCUCUAUUUUGGGAUUCAUAUAAGGUUAAUCUGGAAAUUAUCCUUAACGAUAAUGUAGUAAAAAAAGAAAAAAAAGAAAUUCAAAUAAGAGAUGCAAUAGAAAUAAUUGAGAAAGAAAACCAAAAUGCCAGAGAUUCACAAAUCAUAAAUGAAAGAGAAAGUAAUCAGAACCAAGAUGAAAACAAAAUAAAUCGUAUACAUUUUAAUGUGACUCUCAUAUCUGCUAACGAAAUCGCUAAAGUCCUUAUAGACAAUGUAAUAAAUCACGCAAAAUUGACUGUUGAAUUUAUUGACUUAACUGGGUCAAAAGUUUCUGAAAAAGUGAUGAGAAUUAAUUCAGAAAGUAUCAACCUUGCAAUAUUCGACAAAAAGGAACAAUUAUUAAAAGUUAUACAGUCUGUAAAUAAUACACAAGUUAUAGAAUGGUAUUCAUCUGGAAAUGAAGAAGCAAAUUUUGAAAAAAGCAAGGAACUUGUAAAUAAAAUGAUAGCUGAAAAAAGAAUCAAAAAUACUUCAAAUGAGGCAUUACUUAUUGGACUGAGAGGUGCAAACAAAGAAGCAAUAGUUGAUGUCAUUCAGAUUUGUCAACAUGCAAAAUUUAAUAUUAGUUUUAUUGAUGUAAACGUGAAGAAUCUUUUAAAUGGAUUCGAAGAUGAAUUAGUAAAUAUUCAUUUUGAUAAAUUAGAAAAAGACACAGCUAAAAUUCUUAUUGAGCAGCUAAGGAAGAAAAAUCUCGAUUUUGCUUUAACAUUUAAAAAUUUAGAGAAUAACCAGGUAAAACAACUUAUAGGCAUAGCUCCAAUAGAUCAAGAAAAUAUACAAAUAACUAAAGUAAAAAAUCUAAGAGAAUUAUUCAUGAAUGAGUUAAGACCAGAUUUAGAACUUUCAGAAUUUUCCGGGCGAGGUAUCGAGUAUCUAAUUGAAAUUAGCGAAAAGAAACCUAUCCCGUGGUUUAGUAUUGCUGCUGUAACUAGUCUGGCUAUUAUCCAAAUGACAGUAGGCGUAAUUCUUACGACCACUGGAUUUGGAGCUACGAUAGGAAUGGCAUCCAUUACUGAAGGAGCAGCAGAUUUAUUUACUGCUUAUCGAGCCUACCAUACAAGGAAUUUUACUUGGUCAGAUUAUGGAAAACAAAAAGCAGUAAGUCUAAUUAUUUCAGCCUUUUCAAUGGGAUUAUCUGCGAUCAAAGAUGCAAGUAAAGGAAUUCAGACUUUGGUAACAGAGGUAGAAAGAGAAGUUCUUGAACAAGCAGAUGUAAGAAUAAUAACAAACGGGAAAACGGUAGGCCAAGUGUUAGCUGCAACUGGAAAAAAUUUAAAAACCUUAGCUAUUAAACAAGUUGGAGUAAAAAUAGGCGAGAAUACAGUAAGAGAAGGUUUAAAUAAAAUCGCCGAUAUUUCUUCGCAUUUCGUAUUGGAGCAGGUGAAACCACAAGUUUCAGCAUCAAUACAAAGCAAAGUUAGCGAUAUAUUUCGUGAACCUAACCUAUUGAAAAUAGUGCGUAAAAUGUAUGCUUUGGACAAAAUGAACAAAGAGAAAAAACUUGAGAAAACAAUUAACAAAACAGUAGCAGAUGUGAUUAAUCCGGGCCAUAGCUUCUGGCGCGAACAAUCGGAUUCCGUUGGGUCUUCUUUAUGCAGAGGUAUUCUAUCAAGUGCUGAUAGAAUAGGUAGUCCAGCCACCAUGGUUCUCAGAAUACUUGGUACACUGAAUGGAAUGCAUGAAAUUACUUUUAUUAUUGAGAGAGUUCGUGAUAAACUUCUAGAGAAGCUCUCAGAAAUAGAUCAAGAGACUUUAUCAAUAGAUCACAUUUUAAAUCACUACUGUGGAGUCCAAAAAAAACACAUUAGCGAAGUUGUUUGCCUUCUUGAGAGACAUGGAAUAUUAGAUGCAAAAAAGGUAUUCGAUGAUGAACAUUUUUCUGAAAAAUUAAGACAUACUUCUAUAAAUGAAUUUCCUAUGUAUAAAGAAAAGGUUGUAACAUUUUUAAAUUUAUUACAUAAUGUAGAAUUCGAUGACUUGAGUAAAUUAAUGAAAUCAGUAUCAGAUAUGAUUACGGAGCAAAUAUUUCGAAUCAUGGAAUCGCAAUUUAUUUCACCAUGGAGUAGUUAUUGUAUGGGUGCAUUAACAAAAUAUGUUUCCGAGAGAGUACAGGAUUAUUGUAUUGUUGACGAGAGACAAAAUUCAGAUAGCCAAAAUCUGGAAAACCAAGAAAGAGGAGGAGAAAUAUUGAAUACCAUAGCUAGACAAAUUCAGUAUAAUGCUAGAGAUUAUACGAUUGCAUAUAGCCAAUCUGAGAUUAUUUAUUAUUCUAACCAACAAGGACGAAAUGCAGCUACUAGUUAUGAAAUAAUUGACAAGGAAACAAAAAAAUAUAUUGCAAGUAUUAGAGAAGAUAAACCAGCAAAUCUUUCUGAUUUGAUAGCACUCUCUGAUAAAUAUGGUUUAAAUUUAAAAUUAGUCGAUGACGCCAAUUAUCAACCCACAGAAGAAGAUAAGAUAAAUGGUAUGAAUAUAGUCGUAUAUACGAAAGGAGAGAAAGAUGAACGAGGAAUACGUGGAAUAGGAUCCUUUCGGCUCAUGUCAGCAGAUGGUUCUAUAAUUGAUAUUGAAAGUAAGAAUAAUGAUUGCGGCUAUUGUCUUAUUCAAAAAUUACUAAACGAUCAAGGAAUUAAUAUGUUUAUUAGUAGUCUACGUAAUGAGAGAGCCCAAAUAAUGGAAGAUAAUCCUCGACGAUGUCAGAGUAUAUUAAACGCAGAACGAUGGAUUACAACUCAUUAUCCUGAAGAAGCAGCUUCUUUAUUAAUGAUAGGAUCGAACAAAAUAUCGAGACUCUCUGCAGAUAAAAAGCUUAAAACGAUGUCAAACAAUAAAAACAAAACUAUCUUUGAUAAUUUUGAAAAAGGAGUUCAAGAGAUUGAUAGAAAUUCACCAUGUCGACCUUUGCAAGCACAAAGAAAACCUCAAGGAAUAAACUUACUUUUGUCUGCCUGGGCUAUGGCCGAACCUAAUCAAGAUUAUAGUCGUUUAGUUCGUGAAAAAGCUAAAGAACUUGAAAAACAAAUCGAACUUUUUGAAAAAGAAAAUGCUAAAUUACAAUCUCUUUGUAAUGAACGUAAUUUAGUUAUAAAAAAAUUAAAACAAGAUCGUGAUGAAUUUGAAAAAAACUAA
Messenger RNA from Rotaria sp. Silwood2, 7470 nucleotides. NCBI's taxonomy places the organism in Eukaryota, Metazoa, Rotifera, Eurotatoria, Philodinida, Philodinidae. The record is from the annotation of a GenBank genome assembly.